CAAUUUAUGGCUGAUGGGGCAAUGGGUCACAGUUGUUUUACUUUUCAAGGUCAAGCAAUUGCAUUCCAUCCUCACAAAAUUUGAUCUUUUUUUCUUCCUCAAAUUUUUAUGUUUUUUGUAAUAAGAAUAAACAAUUUUUCAGUGAGUGGCAGAGUAGACAGUUUUUCCCCUUCUUUUUUCCUUCUAGCGACUUGUUCCUUCUUGGUAUUGGAUCCGAUCUCUCUCCCACUACGCGAACUUUUAUACUCUUUCGACCUCCCGCCAUGGUUGAAACGAUGAAGAAGCUUUGAUUUCCUCAACACCCAUCUCCUUGUUCUUCUUCUUCUUUCUCGCCAUUGUUGGCCAGUUCUGGUUCAUCUUCUUGCAGGAAGAAGUAAAAAUAUAAGGGUUUCUACUGAGGAAAUUCAUCAUGUUGAAGAAAUCACCAAGUCGGAGCAGUAGGUCGAAAGGCAUCAAGGUGAAGCAUAUUCUGCAGAUUGUUCUGUUGGUUGGUGUUUGCUUUUGGUUAAUUUAUCAGGUAAAACGCUCCCAUGAUAAGAAGAAAGAAUUCGACCAGAAAGAUAAUGAAAUAACAAUAAAAACUCAAGAUGGAGGGGAUCGUUUGAAACUUGGAAGAAAAGACCUUGACCCACAGGUUGAGGAAGUUCAUCCAGGUGAGAAGCAAGAGGACGAUGAGGAAGAAGAGACGGGGGGUGAGGAAGAAGAAUCAAAGCAUGAGGGAGAACAGGGACAUGAAGAACAGAAGAACGAGGCAGUUGAUGAGGAGGAUGAAGGAACCAAGCAUGAAGAGGAGACCGAUGAUGAUGGGAGAGGAGGUGGCGAUGAGGACAUAGAUGAGAAUGAUCAAGAGAAGGUGGAUAAUGAAUCCGACCCUGAAGUUGAGAAUGCGGAUGAUGAGAGAUUGAAAGAAGACAGUGAUGAGGACACAGGAGGAAAUGAAGAGAGAGAUAAGGAGGAUCAAAGAGAAAAUGAGAAUUCUUCUGAUGAGCAGGAGAAUGACAGUGGUGACCGGAGCACUCACGAGGCACGUGAGGAGAACUAUAAGGGGGAUGAUGCUUCUAGUGCAGUGGCCCAUGAUGACCACUCUGCUACCUCAGAGACAGAGGAAGUGAAUUUAGAAAAUUCAAAUGAGAACUCGGAGCUGAAUAGCAAAGAAAAGAACAUUGAAUCAAGUGACCUCGAAGAAUUUAAAAGGAUUCACAACAGUUCCCGGCUAACAGAGGAAGUAGAUAAGAUGGCUAACAAUGAAACUUCAUCCAAUGAGAAUUUCAGUGACGUAAAAUUGAACGAAAACACUUCCCUCCUUACUGAUGAUUCAGUUCAAAAUUCAACCCUGACUACUCAAUUUGACGAUCAACCUGAAUCAAGCAAUAAUACAUCCUCUGCAACUACCGAGACAAAUAAGGUAGAGAAUGUGGAUUCUUCCGUGCAAAACGGAACAGAAAUUGGUUUGAAUCAUGCUCAAAAUGAAACCAUAGACAAUUUGACAGCCCAGAAUGAAAGCAUAGACAAUUUGACUGCUCAGAAUGAAACAUCUCUUCAGUCGUUGAUACUGACAAAUUUGAAUGACAAGGUUUUGGACAACAACAGCACUUCUCAGCCAAACUCUAUCAGUAAUGGUGAAAAUUCAAAUGUGGUUGAAGGCGAGACCUUAAAUAUCACUAGUAAGGCAGAUCUUACUGUUUCAGAUGACAAGACAACCGAACCAGAGAAAGAUAUCAAGACAAUUGAACUGGAGAAUGUUUUACCGACCUUGAUUACCCAGGAGAACAGUGAAGCUACUAAGAACGACAAGUCAGGAGAUAACGGUGAAUCCAAUGGUGAUAGCUCUGACUCUACAAACCAUAUUGAGGACCCAGUUCAAGAUGAUCCAAUUGAUUCAAACGAUUCCCAUGUAAUGGAACGGGUGGAUCUGGAUACGUUACCAGACAUUAGAAAUGAGGUUGACAACAGUGAAGAGACUGCAGAAGAAUGAGGAUUUGAAUAAUAGAGGUGGGUUCAUGGAAGUGCUUUUAAGUUUUCUGAUUUGUCUCUUUUUGAUAAGCAGUUGGUUGCCCAAGAUUAUGCUGAGUGUUUGUCUUGUAAUUGAGAAUUUGAUAAUCUAUACUCAAGAGGAUCUUGCUAUAGGAGGAAGCAAGUUUGUGCUAGUUAGUUAACUUUGUAUAAUCAAUUUCAAUUUUUCUUUGUUGAAUGCUUGGUUCUUUGGAUGUGAUAUCUGAACAAACUAUAUAGUGGCUUAUUGACAAUGCAGAAAGAUGUUCUUUUCAA
Benincasa hispida (wax gourd) is the source of this 2268-nucleotide messenger RNA. RefSeq lists its product as uncharacterized. The record is from RefSeq and is a predicted model, not a curated record. NCBI's taxonomy places the organism in Eukaryota, Viridiplantae, Streptophyta, Magnoliopsida, Cucurbitales, Cucurbitaceae.